AAACAUGUGUGAUUGUUGUGCAUUUUCAACCAGCACUUUUCCAUCAAUUUCCUUGGUUUUCCUGCGGUACUUCUGAUAUCUGUGGUGUGACAGCGAGGCGAGAGAUUAACAAAAAGCUUGACACAAUGAAUACAGUGAAAUUAUUGCUGUCCAAAUGUGUGAUUUCAAACUUCACCGGGAGCUUACAUCAGCCAGCGAGGAUCAGCUUGGCUGUCCAGUUUGUGAGAUUCUCCUCGACUUUUGUCCCUAAAUCAACUUUCUCCAGUUCACUGAAGCUGCCCACCAUCCGCACGGGUGGGUUUCUGGGGCAGAAGUCCAUUGGGAACAUCUCAACGUUGCAGAUGAAGAAGCGUCCAGUGAGGAAAAAGCGUCCGGAAGAGACAGAAGUGCAUGAGGAUGGGAAUUUUACUGUGACAGCCUAUGCCACUGCUGAGGAGUAUGAUCUUGAGAAGCUGCUCAGUGGCUUGGUGCAGCAGGAGCUGUACGUGCCGAAGAAAUUCAUCUGCACAGAUGAUAAUGGCGUGGAUCCGGAUGUGCUCUACGUAUCGGCAAAGUAUCAGGUAGAUAAGGAGCCCAGGGAUAUCUUCUUCUUUCGCGAGGGCACAGUGAUUCUGUGGAACAUCGGUGAGCUGGAGUGCAGCAACGUCUUGUCCUUCCUAAAGCAGUACGAGCAGCACAGUUAUGAUGACAAUACUGUGUCUGGAGAGAGUGAGCAAAUGGUGUACAAUUACGUGUCUACAGACCAGUUGUCAGCCCAUCUGAAGCGAGGACUCUUCAUGCUGACCAGGGAUGAGGAGAGCUACCUUGAAAAAUACACAUUCUCCAACGCAAUGUCUCUGUCCGUGAAGCUGGGCAUUUGGGAAGCAUCUCUGGAUAAGUAUAUCGAUUCCAUCGCCUUUGUGACGGAGGAUUUAAAGCGUGGGUCGAAGAUUAAAAUGUCCAGAGCGGAAAUGUUGCGCAAAACAGGAGAAUUGUUUGCUCUUCGCCACCUCAUCAACUUGAGUUCCGAUCUUCUGGACACGCCUGAUUUCUACUGGGACCGAGAACAUCUCGAAAACCUCUACGCACAGACUUGUGGAUACUUCAGUAUUUCUCGGAGGACAAAGGUGAUGAACGAGAAAUUGAAUCAUUGUGUUGAACUGGCGGAUCUUAUUUCAUCAAAUCUCAAUGAUGCUCAUCAUGUGCGUCUUGAGUGGAUGAUCAUCAUCCUGAUUAUGGUGGAGGUGCUCUUCGAGAUCAUCCACUAUGCUGAGAGAUACAUGGAUGCUGGUCAGGAAGCUGCGUUUGUUCCUGCUUCCAACUAACAGCGGCGAAUCGGUAGAGGACAUAUAACCUGAAUAAAUACAGGAAACU
This is a messenger RNA of Phlebotomus argentipes, 1353 nucleotides long. RefSeq names its product required for meiotic nuclear division protein 1 homolog. Gene Ontology annotation, biological process: positive regulation of mitochondrial translation. The transcript is spliced from 2 exons. The record is from RefSeq and is a predicted model, not a curated record. NCBI's taxonomy places the organism in Eukaryota, Metazoa, Arthropoda, Insecta, Diptera, Psychodidae. Bases 126 to 1304 code for a protein of 392 amino acids.